This is a messenger RNA of Dibothriocephalus latus, 336 nucleotides long. NCBI's taxonomy places the organism in Eukaryota, Metazoa, Platyhelminthes, Cestoda, Diphyllobothriidea, Diphyllobothriidae. The record is from the annotation of a GenBank genome assembly.
AUGUCAAUAGUGUCUCUGCAGAUUGGCCAAUGUGGAAAUCAGGUUGGCGGUGAAUUUUUUAGAACAGUCAUGAGUGAUAUCCGAAGUGUUCCUUACUCAAAAUCUCGUCUGGAGACAGAGUAUUCGGAAACCUCAUCAGAGACCUUCUUUAACAGACGCGACAAAGGCAACAAUUGGGCAUUUGGAUUUCUUGUGCAUGGUCCGACUUGCGAGCCUGCAGUCGCUGAAUGCCUCCGACAGGAGCUCGAAAACUGUGACUGUGUUGAUGGCAUCCUAAUGACAAUGAGUCUCGCUGGCGGAACCGGCUCUGGUGUCGGAACAUACCUUUCCAGGUAG